Paramuricea clavata is the source of this 3703-nucleotide messenger RNA. Lineage: Eukaryota; Metazoa; Cnidaria; Anthozoa; Malacalcyonacea; Plexauridae. The record is from the annotation of a GenBank genome assembly.
CAUAGACGCUUUGGCGCUUCACUGUCUUGGCAUGUUUGUGUCAAAAUAUGAGUAGCUUUGUAUUUUUAGUGCGUAUCUCUUUCAAAUUAGCGUUAUUUGUCAACCAAGAGCAGGAGAUCUGACAGUUACUGUUAUCAUAUUUUUUCUUCGUGUAAUUGGUAGUGAUAUUUGUAUGAGUUUUUUAACGUUUUUCGAAACUAUUCCAUCAUGGUGAAGGAAAUGGUCGGUGGUUGUUGUGUCUGUUCAGAUGAAAGAGGUUGGGAUGAAAAUCCACUUGUAUAUUGCGACGGACAUGGAUGUAAUGUCGCAGUACAUCAAGGUGAAUUAUAUCUAGAUAUCAUUCUGUCUUGUUGUCGUGAAUAGGAGAGAAUGGGGGUACCGGUAGAACAUUUAUAAUCAAUCUCAAUGGCAUGUUUAUUUAAACUGUUUUAUACAUGCAGUCACUCACUUCUUCAUAAUAAAAUUAUUUUCAUUUUUGACAAAGCUUGUUAUGGAAUUGUGCAAGUACCAAAAGGACCUUGGUUCUGUCGCAAGUGCGAAUCACAAGAAAGAAUCGCUCGAGUGGUAAGUAUUGGAGCAUGGGUUAUAUUAGGUAUUUUUAGGGCUGCUUGUAUGAGCUGGUAUAAAGUGUCAAGAUCCAGCCUCAUGUAUUGUUUUUUAUGUUUGAGAUUUGGUUCACAUGGGAACCAGACCAGCUCCCGCUUAAGUGAGGCGAGAUUCCGUCUUCCCGGGCUAACAUGCAUGCAAUCAGCAUUUCACCAGUCAGCAAACGAGGCUUGAAAUUGUUUUACAAUAUGUGUGUUAUUCUGCCUGAAAACCAUCUAAAAAGUCAAAACAAGAAUGGAAUUACUGUCGUUCCAAUUGAAGUGUUCCUCAAAUAUUGAUUCAAUACAUUACCUCAGGCUGACCAAUUCAUUUGAUCAAGUUCCUUGAAAUAUUCAUACACUUCCUGUGAAAGAGCCAAUUCCAAGAAUUUGAUCAUUUUUGGUCACUUCGUUUCUAUUUAUGAUUGGUUAGUUGCACAAACAACAAAGGUGAUUGGUGCAUUCAAACUAUUUAACAGGAAGUUUACAAUGACACUAGGAAGUGUAUGAAUAUUUUGAGGAACUUGAUCAAAUGAAUUGGUCAGCCCGAGGUAAUGUAUUGAAUCAAUAUUUGAGGAACACUUCCAUUGGAACGACAGUAACAGAAUUACAUCACCUAAAGCAGUUGCUGACUAUAAAAAUACCAUUUCGUGAAAUAAAAAUUGAUUUCACAUUCCCGCCAAAAUCACACACUCUGUCAGGAGUUUCUUUUUCAUCUCAUAUGAACAGCCCUUUACUAUUCAGUAUUCAGCUGUAUUUUACAAAUAUAGCCUGACACAAACCUUAAUCCAUUUGUUCUCCACCACCCACAUUUAAUUAAGGAAGGGAAAACAGGAACUGAUUUACUCAGGCAACUGAGUCUACAGAGUCCAGUUGUUGAGCUCUAACAACAAGUUCAGGUAUUACUGAUACUCAGGCUAGCUUGAUCUAAGCUCCUCACUCUCACUGAGCAGCUUCUUACUGUCAAACUUACAGUAAAGUUGCAUUGUUCCCAAAUGCACCCUACUUUAUUAUUUUACUCAGGUCUAUCACCAGCAGAUUUUACUUUUCAAUUACAGAGACUCAAGUACCAGUACUCAUUUACAAUCUUUUCUUAUGCCUAAAUACAGGGUGUUAGCCAGGCGGCCGUCCGGACGGCCACUUCUGAAUUAUCUGCUGUUUACUAUCUAUCUAUCUAUUUACUAUUUAAUAUUAUCUGCUGUUUACUUUACUUAUGGUAUAUGUUUUUAUACUUUUCCCACCGAAAAUACGUGGAAUAUAGCUGAAUUGAAGUAUCGUCAACAAACGCGCCAUGUUUUUUUAACCAUGUUGAUGAUUCUCGCAUGAAGUAUCAAAGAGAAUAAUUUAAAACCACUGUUUUAAAAGACAGCAAUCAUAAUUUUAUCGCUUGAGUGCCAAUUACAGUAAAGAUGGCUAUAAAAUGAGCCAAAUGCGUAUAAAAAGGGAAAAAAAUAUCGGCGAUUGACUGAUGUAUUGUGUUCUUCAUUAUAGCAUAUACUUGAGUGAUCAUACGGUUCAUACCAUAUUGUGUGCUUUUACUAAUGUAAUGAUGGAAAUGUGCAUCUAAAAGUAAAAAGGUUCAACAAAUAGAACACCACAAUUCCACAACAUUGCGGCCACACCUAAAAACAUGUGCCCACGCCCACAAAAUUAUUUUGGACGGCCACUUUUGAAAUCCUGGCUAACACCCUACCUAGAUAGUAAAUUAAGUAUCUAUUGAUAUACCUAAUAAUAUGAUAAAAAUAGCAGCAUAUGAAAACUUUCACCAUUUUUACUGAUAUUUUUAAUCAUGACUCCAUUUCCACAGGCGUUCACUUCCUGACAUCUCAAAAAUUUCUAGAAUUACACCUAUCUUUAAAAGUGGUGACACAAUUAUUGACCAAUAUCAGUACUAUCUGUUUUUUCAUAACCAAUUAAUGCAUGCAACUGGAUAAUUUUUUUGAAAAAUACAAUAUAAUGUAUUUGGAUUCAGGAAAAAACAUUGAACAGAACAAGCAAUUCUCGAACUUACUGAUAAAUUAAAAUCUGCGAUAGAUAAUAAGGUGUGGUUUAAGGUGUAGUCUAGUUUAAAAACUAGAAAUCCCUGAAAUUAAACCUUAAUUUUACUCGCCCUGUGCGAUUACUUAUACUAAUUAUAUAGUUGUGGAUUUGUUCUCGCCCCACUCCAUUCUCAUUAGUAACAAAUUGUUGGCAGUGGACAACUCGAAAAUAUUAUGCUACUUUGUCCACUGCGCACAACAUGAUGAAUUGUUAACUCCAUCAAACUCGGAUCUCAUUCAAGUCUAAAAGUCAUCUAGUUCUCUUGGAAAAUUUCCCAAUAAAUUUGUUCUCAAUGUUUUGAACCACGCCUCCUUGUCAGGAAAGUUAGUGGCUGUCAGAAAUAAUUCGCAAAGUUUUAUAUCUGUUGCUACAGCCAAUGCUGGUACCCUAGGUACCGUUUUUGAAAUUUUAAAAUGUUUCAAAUGGGCUAUGGCCGCUAUUUAGUGAAUGUGUGAGCCCCAACAAAGAUUUCCAGUACCCUGACUCAUAGUUAACGUCUUGCAUAACUGUGACAUCUUGUAUUUCGAUGUACAGGUAUUGAAUUUAAUAUUGUGUGUACAGUGCAUGUAUCCAGGUGGCUAGGGUUUUCAAGGUUUGUUGUAGCAACCUGGUACCCAGGCUGUUUCUUCUACACUCUUACCUUGUUGAGGUAGAGGAAAGAGCCUGCCUAUGAGGUUAUUGUAGAUGUUGACCAUCAUCUCAACAAGUAAUUUCCCUGUCAGCAUCAGAUUUUAUAAAUACUGUACCGUGUACAUACAGUAGUUAAGCAACGUUUUUGACAUCACCCGAAAAUUGGUGUAACCAUUAUUGGUGGUAUUUUGCAUCAUAACAAAUGACACAAACACACCAUGCCCCCUGUGGAAAUCAGCUUCGGUUGACCGGGUUAGCUUGGGUAAAUAAAGUUUUUCUAUCUAUCUACAAAGUUAACACUGUUUUUAAUCUAGCUCCCCCCCUCCCGAGGACCACAUUCCAUUGACAAAUGUCGCUUGCUUAUAAAUUUUUCCAUAUAUUAUUUUUUUGUAGAAAUGUGAAUUGUGUCCAAUAAAAGAGGGAGCUUUAAAACGAACUGAUACUGGAGG